Molecule: messenger RNA, 1308 nt
Organism: Saccostrea echinata
Lineage: Eukaryota; Metazoa; Mollusca; Bivalvia; Ostreida; Ostreidae
Product: polypeptide N-acetylgalactosaminyltransferase 5-like
Exons: 9
Coding region: 1-1308 (435 amino acids)
Cellular component (GO): Golgi apparatus
Source: RefSeq, a predicted model, not a curated record
AUGGAUACAAAUGGUCCAGGAGAAUUGGGUAAACCUUUUAAAGUAAAUAAAUCACUGUUAACGCCAGAAGAAAAGUUGGAGUUUGAAGAGGGUUGGAGAAUAAAUAAUUUCAAUGAGUUUGUAAGCAACAAAAUAUCCGUACAGCGAACACUACUGGAUUACAGAGACAAACAAUGCCUCACAGUCAAAUACAGUAAUAAUUUACCGGAAGUCAGCGUGGUGAUUACAUUUCAUAACGAGGCUUGGAGUGUCCUCCUACGCAGUAUCUACAGCAUACUAAAUAGAACACCCCCUUCUCUAUUAAAAGAGGUUAUCCUUGUAGACGAUUUUUCAACUAUGGAGCAUCUUAAGGGUCCAUUAGAAGAGUUUCUGAUUAGAUUUAAGAAAGUUAAAUUAAUUCGAGCCCCUAGGCGACAGGGAUUAACACGAGGGCGUAUCUUAGGUUAUAAAGCAGCAGUUGGAGAAAUUGUCGUAUUUCUUGAUUCUCACAUCGAAUGCACAGAAGGGUGGGUAGAACCCCUGAUAGACCCAAUAGCCAAGAACUGGACUACAGUCAUGACCCCUGUUAUUGACGUCAUAGAUAGCGAUACAUUUCAGUACUCCUUUCUACCUGCUGAGACGACUAGUGUCGGUGGAUUUGAUUGGUCACUGUCUUUUACAUGGCAUGGAAUUCCUGAAUCUGAGAAAAAACGUCGAAAAUAUCAGCACCAUCUGCCAGUCAGGUCACCUACAAUGGCAGGGGGACUAUUCGCCAUCAGCAGAAAAUACUUUGAGUACCUCGGAACCUAUGAUGAAGGCAUGGACAUCUGGGGAGGAGAGAACCUAGAAAUCUCAUUCAGGAUUUGGAUGUGUGGUGGGACACUUCUUACAGCUCCCUGUUCUCAUAUUGGUCAUGUUUUCCGAAAGUCUCCGCCAUACUCGUGGGGGUCAAAGGCCAAUGUUGUGAGAAACAAUAAUGUGCGCAUGGCGGAAGUGUGGCUUGACGAAUUUAAAGAAUAUUUUUACCAACAUAUUAACUACACCCUUGGCGACUAUGGCGACGUCUCAUCACGAAAAUCUCUACGAGAAAGACUAAAGUGUAGAAGUUUUGAUUGGUUCCUUGUCAAUGUAUACCCAGAACUCAUUGUUCCUGCUGAAGCCUUAUAUUCAGGGGAGAUUAGAAGCAAGACACAACCACUGUGUUUAGAAAGUCCUCACAGAUACGGUGACGUUAAUAAACCACUGAAGCUUUUCUAUUGUCACGGACUAAAGGGGAAUCAGGUAAAUGGUUACUACUGUAGGCUAGAAAAGUUAAGUCUUAACAGUUAA